Messenger RNA from Syzygium oleosum, 2649 nucleotides. RefSeq names its product rhamnogalacturonan I rhamnosyltransferase 1. The transcript is spliced from 9 exons. The record is from RefSeq and is a predicted model, not a curated record. Lineage: Eukaryota; Viridiplantae; Streptophyta; Magnoliopsida; Myrtales; Myrtaceae. The coding region runs from base 668 to 2284 and encodes 538 amino acids. Gene Ontology annotation, cellular component: cytoplasm.
UGUUUCGAAUUUUUUUGUUCUUGAUAUCGCAUCAACACUUGCGCCUUAAUCAUAGGCUUUUCCUUCUGUUCUCCGCGGUGCUAUUUAAUGCCACCGCUCUCUGUCUCUGUCUCUGUCUCUCUCUUCUUGGGGGGUGCAUUGGCCGGGAUCUGCUCGGCAAAAUGUCACCGGGAAAUCAGUUCUUGCUCAUUUUCCGAACGUGGGUUCUCAUGAAAGCUGAAAAAGAACAGAGCUUUGUGGUUUAUCUGUUCAUGUGAAGGCAUUCUUGCUUUGGAACUUAUGGUGGAAAAGAAUUUGUUAAAAAGCCAAAGAGGACUUUGUUUUUUUUUCUGCAGAGCGUGGGUGGAAGUUGAUUUUAGCUUUUUGCAGGCUUUUUCCUUGCUUCAGUAAAUGUCUUGUGGAUCGGCAGUGGUUUAGAGAGGGAGUGACGCUCUUCUUUGAUUUAACUACAAAUUGAUGCUCCCGUGCUUUCUGGGUUUUGUUGAAUUCUGGAGAUUGUAAUGCUGAAGUUGCAAAGAUCACGUCUUUUGGUUUUUGUUUGGGAGUUGAGGUAUGAGGUACAUGGAGAUGUGCAUUGGUCUUUGUGUAACUGCUAAGUAAGUUUACCUACAUCGAGGAGGUUUUAGAGUUUCAAGAUGUCUGUACUCUGCUGGUUGAGUUAUUGACAAUGAGGUCGCCUCGUGGAGAUAAAUGGUGGCUCUUAGAAUAUUGCGAAAGCUCAGAUCAGGGACAAUUACUUGGUACUAAGAUGUGCAGAUUAGAGAAGCGUUUGGAGGAUUGUGAUCAUAGAGACGAGUGUGAAUUGGGGAUGGGAUUCUUGAAAGAGGGAAAGGUCCAGAAAUUCAGGAGGUCGUUAGUUUCAAAGUAUGGAACGAAGCUCUGGAUUCUGCGAGUGACCACGACCGCAUUGAUUUGGAUUAGCGUCGUUCAGUUGAUGGCGAUUGGGGGGACUUGGGGUCCGAGAUUGUUGAAGGACUGGCCUUCUUGUUUUAUUCCUGCAGAUCAUUCUUUGGCAGUUCAAUCAUCUUCUAUACCAACCAAAGUCCGGCUUCCCCCAAAGAGGGUUUACAAGAACAACGGUUAUCUUAUGGUUUCAUGCAAUGGAGGGCUCAAUCAAAUGCGAGCUGCUAUAUGUGACAUGGUUGCUAUCGCCAGAUACUUGAAUGUCACUCUAAUUGUUCCAGAACUGGACAAAACCUCCUUCUGGGCUGACCCGAGUGAGUUCCAAGACAUAUUUGACGUUGAUCAUUUCAUCUCUUCUUUGAGAGAUGAGGUCCGUAUACUGAAGGACUUACCCCCGAGGCUCAAGAAAAGAGUGGAACUAGGAAUGUUCUACUCAUUACCACCCAUCAGUUGGUCUAACCUUUCUUACUAUCUUGAUCAAGUACUUCCUCUGGCAAGAAAGUACAAAGUUUUACAUUUGACUCGAACGGACACUCGGCUCGCCAACAAUGGGGUGCCUCUGGAAAUUCAGAAGCUGCGGUGUCGAGUAAACUUUAAUUCUCUGAGAUUUACUCCCCAGAUAGAGGAAUUAGGUAGAAAAGCCGUCCGGAUUCUGAGGGAAAAGGGCCCCUUCUUGGUUCUGCAUCUGAGAUACGAAAUGGACAUGCUCGCUUUCUCCGGCUGCUCUCAUGGUUGCAACAGUGAGGAGGUAGAGGAGUUGACACGACUCAGAUAUGCCUACCCGUGGUGGAAGGAGAAAGUGAUAGACUCGGAGAUGAAAAGAAGAGAAGGCUUCUGCCCUUUAACGCCAGAAGAAACUGCUCUUGUUCUAGAUGCAUUGGGUAUUGAUCGAAACGUCCAAAUAUACAUUGCUGCUGGAGAGAUAUAUGGUGGAGAGAGAAGGAUGGAAACUCUAUCGUCAUCUUUUCGUAACUUGGUGAGGAAAGAGACUUUGCUGAAACCAGCAGAUUUGAAGUUUUUCCAGAAUCACUCGUCGCAAAUGGCGGCACUAGAUUAUUUAGUCUCGUUGGAAAGUGAUAUAUUUAUUCCAACGUACGAUGGGAAUAUGGCGAAAGUGGUUGAAGGCCAUCGAAGAUUCUUGGGCUUCAAAAAGACUAUUUUGCUAGACAGAAAGCUUCUGGUCAGUUUGGUCGAUCGGUACAUGAAUGGAUCGUUCGGUUGGGACGAGUUCUCUUCUCUCGUUAAGGAAGCUCAUUCACUUCGGAUGGGCAGCCCAAAGUCACGAGUCAUGAUUCCGGAUAGACCGAAGGAAGAAGAUUACUUCUAUGCCAAUCCUCAGGAGUGCUUGCAACUGUUAGAUGAGCCACUGAUAAGUACAUGAUCUGACCACAACCACUGAACAUCAGAAGUGGUGAUGCAAAUGCUGUGGGACGUGCCCUUCACAAUAAUGGCAUCGGUGUGCACGUCAUAGUCGGAACUCAGAAACCCAUUGGGGUCAAGAUUUUCGAAGUUCCGGUCACCGGCGGUUACUGUAAAUGAACGAGACAUGUUGGCCAACGGUAAUUCCUUAUUUUUCCAAAUAAUCAGAUUCAUGUAUCAUUGAAAACUUGCCAUUGAUUGGUUAUUACAUACUCGAGCUGCAAAGAUAAUUAGAGGGUGAUGAAGAUGUCCAACAGUUGUAAUACUCCACCCCCUCCAUGGAUGUAAUGUCAGUUAUACAUGUUGCAAAGAGUUGCCUUCUUAGAA